Sinocyclocheilus anshuiensis is the source of this 5206-nucleotide messenger RNA. Its product is annotated as FERM and PDZ domain-containing protein 1-like. Bases 32 to 4804 code for a protein of 1590 amino acids. Gene Ontology annotation, molecular function: protein binding. Lineage: Eukaryota; Metazoa; Chordata; Actinopteri; Cypriniformes; Cyprinidae. The transcript has 13 exons. The record is from RefSeq and is a predicted model, not a curated record. Gene Ontology annotation, cellular component: cytoskeleton.
UGAAACUAGAGCUGUAAUUUAAUAGUUGCAUAUGUGUGUGUGUUUAUUUGUAGGAGGCCCAGCAGACGGUCAGCUUUUUCCUGGAGAUCAGAUCCUAAAACUGAACAAUAAAGCCAUAGAAGAUCUUUCGCCUGAAAACGUGGAGCAGAUGAUUAGGGAUUGCCAGGACUCUGUAACCAUGACAAUCCUCAGAAAUAUGGUGAAUCCUAAGUCUUCAUUCAUAACAGCAGAGAAAAGAGCUCGUCUGAGAAGAAACCCCGUUAAAGUGCGCUUUGCAGAAGAGGUGGUCGUCAACGGACACACUCAGGGAAACUCUCUUCUCUUCCUGCCCAACGUUUUGAAGGUGUACCUGGAGAACGGCCAGACCAAAGCCUUCAAAUUUAACAAGUCCACCACUGUCAAGGAUAUCGUGUUGACUCUGAAAGAGAAGCUGUCCAUUCGAUGUAUUGAGCAUUUCGCACUGGUGCUGGAACAGCAAUAUAACAUCACCAAACUACUGCUGCUGCAUGAGGAGGAGCUCAUACAAAAGGUGGUACAGAAGAAGGAUUCCCAUGACUACAGGUGUCUGUUCAGAGUCUGCUUCAUUCCCAGAGACCCAAUGGACCUCCUGCAGGAUGAUCCUGUGGCGUUUGAGUACCUCUUUCAGCAGAGUGUGGGAGAUGUGUUACAGGAACGCUAUGCUGUAGAGAUGAAAUGUAACACAGCGCUGAGACUAGCCGCUUUGCACAUGCACGAGAAACUGGCAAGCUGUGGACAGACCGCGAGGGCAUCUGUUAAGAGCGUUGUCAAGGAGUUUGGUUUAGAGAGCUUCAUCUCUCCCACGCUGCUGAGGAACAUGAGAGACAAAGACCUACGGAAAGCUCUCAACUACCACAUGAAGAAGAUCCAGUCACUGCUAGAACCACAUCAGAAGGUGAUUUCUGUGUCUCAGGCCCGGUUGGCUUAUCUGACCCAGAUGGCGGAGCUGAUUUCAUACAGCGGAAGAAGCUACAAUGCCACCAUGCUGUUGCAGGACAGGGAGUCACUGGUGACUUUGCUGGUAGGAGCCAGAUAUGGGAUCAGCCAAAUACUAAACCACCAGCUCAACAUGAUCUCCACCAUCAUAGACUUCCACUACAUCACCCGAAUAGAGGUACUCUCAGAGUCCGACAGAGUCAGCAUGCUCAAGAUUUACCUGCAGGACAUCCAGCCAAUAGCCCUGUUAAUGGAAUCGGUAGCAGCUAAAGAUCUGGCCUGCCUCCUGGCUGGAUACUGCAAACUGCUGGUUGACCCCAAUAUCAAUGUGUUUCGCUGGGGACCCAGACCUAAAAUGCGACGCAUUCCGGCAGAAGAAGGGUAUGUUUCUCGGUGUGGGAGCGAUUCAGAAGACAGUUCAGAGGAUGACUAUGCCAUGGAGGGACUGCUGGACACUCAGCUGUCAGAGGACACUAUGUCUACUCAUACAAAUGAUGGCACAGAGGAAGGAGAGGAAGCCGAGGGGAAAAGUGAAGCAGAGGCAGAAAAGGUUAGAGUGAUUGUAACGCAUCCCUUUUUAGAAGAUGAAGGAGAUGAGGCAAGCAAGAGAGAGUCUGUUGGAGAUGAGGAUUACGCCAUGAUAAUGGAUUCCCUUUUGGAGACAGGUUGGUACACAGACCCUCGAGUCAACACCAGCUUCUCCAGUUUGUCUAGUAACUCGCUAAAUGCACUGGAGGAGAGUAUUAAGGCAGCCAUUGGUGGGCUUGGCCAUAUGGACGUGUCUCUGGAAGAGAAACCCAGUUCUGGUGCCUCGAGUCUGGAUGUCCACCACCCUUACCUCCUGGAGGUGCCAGAGCGUUUGGAUGAGAGCGGCAGUUCAAACAAACUAAGACGACCUUCAGAACUGACCUACGAUAAUCACUCAGGUCUUUGCUUCUCUGAGCUCUCUCAAAUGUCUGACAGCUUGCCAAGCCCACCUGCGGCCAGCGACGAUGCUUUGAGUGAGGAUGAUGAAGGAGGAGACAGUGGAAAAGACAGUCGCAUUUCUGCCAUGUCAGCAGAAUUUGAGGCUGUGUUAGCCUCUUGUACCCCUAACAGCAUAAAUGCUAAAUUAGCAGGAGUGAACUUUCAGGCAAUCUUCACCAGGAUUCACAACCAUCCAGCAUGUAGACAAGAGGGAAAAAGCUUCCCACAGAAAAAGAUAAAUGAAGCUAAACAACAGGGGCCAUAUUCAAAAUUAAUAGCACAAUCUGUGCUGAUGAGAGCUGUGCCCUCAAAUGUCCCUGAAAAAGCAAAGGACUCCAGAGACAGUUGUUCAGAAUCUGAGGAUGAAUUUUUUGAUGCCCAAGAUCGAUUUACCCCUCCCAUCACAGAGCAAGGCCUCGCAGAGAAAAGCUCAGAUUCUGAGAACAAACAUCCUUCUUUUAGUGACAUUAAGGUUAGUGUGGACAACAAAAAAGCUCCAGAAUCCAGAGACAGCAAAGAGAAGGACAGCGCCACACCAGAGACCCUCAAAAAAAAAACUUCUCUUGCCAACCAUUUCACCCCUGCAAUCCCUGAGACUAAAAACCGUGAAUUGGAGGUCCAUCAGCCUUCACUGAUUUUUAUCCCUAAACCUACACCGGUGGAACCUAAAUCUUUCUCUGCUAACCACUCCACGGGACAGAAAGCCCAGCACUGCAAUGGAGACAUCCCUGGCCGAAAUCCACACUUAUCAUCGCAGCUUCUAGAGAUGGAGCCAGACACCAUGGAGUUUAAACCAGUCACAGGGCCUGGACCACCAUUGUCUUCCUCAUUAAUAACAGCUGUACGCCAAGCUACCUUUCCCCAACAAACCUUAGUAGACCCAGAGACUGUUCAAAAUGGUCUGAGACCACAAAAUGGAAUAACUGACCAGGUUUCAGACAGUCUAGAUAAAGAGACUACUCCAAAUCAUGUGGAUCUUGAGAUACUUGAUAGUCAAGAUAUUAAGCCAAAUCAGAAAGAGCCAACAAAUGCCAAAGGAACAACUGAAUUUGGGAAAAUAACAGCAGACAGCAAGAGUCCUCUACAACAACAGUCGUCAGACUCUCUUGAAACCAGAAAAUCAGAAAAUAAAGUGCCCCAGAUGAACACAAAGCCUCCAAUACCUCCCAAGCCAUCAUUCAUUGGUUUACAGCCAUGCUCAAAGGCAGUUAAUGCCCAGUCACAAAAGCCUGAGGAAAAGACAAAAGUUCCCCCCAAUGGUCUUUCUCUACACUCCUGGUCUCAGAGAAAUGGUACCAGUACCUCCCCACUCUCUACACUGAGUAAGGGUGUUUCUCUAAGUCAUGAGAACUUAAGAACUGAACUAAAGGCUGAAAGCUCUACAGUCAAACCUACAAGUGCUUCAACCACUCCUACCCCAUCUCCAUCUCCCUUACCUUCUCCUUCAGUUCAAUCUGUAAAUAUUGUUCCUGAAGAUCCAGCUCAAUCAGGGACUAGCUUCUCCAGUAGAACAGGCUCGUCCGGACGUCUGUCUGCCACAGCCUUGCGGGGAAAAAUUCAGGAUAUGCCCUGGGACCUCACCCGUUCCCAAGAGAUCUUGGGGACAGUAGCACUCAGCAACACUAUUUCAUCAACAGGCAAUAUAGCAACCAUUGCAACAGAUGUGAAUCAUGAUUCCAAGAAGGUAUCUCCCAAGGCCACUUCAGUGCCAUCCUUGAUUGACUGGAAAGAGAAAGAUGCUGAAGUAGUCAUUGUGAAGCUAAAAGAUGGACCUGAGGAAGUGACCCCAACUCCUGUUAAAGACACUAACGGGAAACCUCCAACAUCGUCAAGCCAUCCUGACCUGAGGCAGAAAUUUUCCACAGAAGCUACCGAGUUGCACAGGCAUUUUGGGACCUGCAAGUCUGAACAGCCUCAGUCACACAAAGGUAACCCUUCAGAGAUUCAACUUGACAAUGCGUCCUCUCUAUCCUCCACAAGUCCUUCCCAUCGUGAUGCAUGUGGCUGCCAUACAGUCUAUGCCAACUGUUUCAGCGGAGAUACAGAGGACAACUGCAGCUUUGAUGAUGAUCUGACUGUUUACGAAUUCUCCCGUCGAAACCGCACAAGUAAACCACCACAACCCACCCCGGUUCCAUCCCCUGCAACCCUCUCUGGUCCCUCACCAAAUGUUCUCUCCCUACUCAGAGAUUCCCCUCGUCCCCUACCUUCAUCCUCAGAACUCAGUCCACUCCUGGUCCCUCCCAGACCUCUGGAAUCUCUGCCUCUAGACUGUGGACCAAUGAAUAAUCCGCUCCAUUUUUUGCAAGGCCACCGUUAUGUUACUGGUCAGAAAGGUGCAGGGCUUAAAGACAGCUAUGUCUGUUUGCAGCGAGAUAUUGAUGAACUACUUAUGGUUUUGAAGAAAGGACCUUCUGCAGUAUACCCUCCAACCCACAAGGGGGAAUGCGAAAACGGCAAUGUGAAUGUGAAUUCGCUUUCAGAGACAGAGAGAUGCCUGGUUCAGGCGGAGGCACGGAGAUUGGCGUCAGGAUGUCAGAGAGCCACACGGGUUGGAUGGGCACCUGAUGAUGCUCUUCUGUCCCUCAGAAACAGCUUUGGAGCUCUAGUGCAACUUACCUCAACCUGCAUGCGAGUUCCUUGUUCGGACUGCGGAGGCUCUCAUGGGGAUAUUGAUGCAGAUGAGGCCCUGAGGAAGCUUGAGGAGAUCGUGGACCUGUAUAAGGAGUUUGUAGGUGCUGUAGAGACAGCGAGAGAGGGCGAAGGUGUCAGGCUCUUAGCCAAGCAGUGUACUGUUCUCAUUUCAACUGUCUUCUCGCUAACACAACUGUUUCGGACACGGACACCAGACAUAGACAAUGGAAAUGUACCUCUGAACUUUUGAAUUUUACCUUCCGGCACCCUCUUAAGGGAUUGUAGAGUGUGAGCAUAGAAUUGUACUUAAAGUAGCGAUGACUUUCUGGCAUCUAAAAACUGAUUGUGUGCUGGCACACAAGAAUAAUAGUAAGUGCCGUGAACGUACACACACAGUUAGCAAACUAACAUGUCAGAAGUGUUAUGUGUUAACCUGUUUGUCUUGCCAAGUCUCCCUAUAAACAUACUGGAAUUAUGCAUUCAGACAUAGCUAUUUUCUAACGGUUCUUUAAUUCCCGAUGUAUGUACAGUCUGUAGUAUGUAUUUAUUUUUUUGCAUACAGUAUAUGCGCACUGUGGUUUCUAACCUACUAUACCUGCAUUUUGUUUUUUUUGGGUAUAUGUGAAUCCCUACCUCUUGCUCUAAUAACUGA